AUGUCUUUUGAAUUUAAGAGUGUAUUGGUCACGAGUUUAUGCACUUUUGGAGGUGGGACUGCUGGGGUUGCUGGUAGGAUUAUUGGUGUUGUUGAUGUUGUUGUUGGGAGUAUCGGUGUUGGUGGUGUUGUUGAUGGAUUUGAUGCUACUAAUGGGAUUAUCAGUUUUGUUGGUGCUGCUGUUGGGAGUAUCAGUGUUGGUGGUGUUGUUGAUGGCUUUGAUGCUUCUGAUGGGAUUAUCAGUUUUGUUGGUGCAAUUGGUGCUGUUAUUGGGAGUAUCAGUGUUGGUGGUGCUGCUGAUGGAUUUGAUGCUAUUGAUGGGAUUAUCAGUUUUGUGGGUGCAGUUGGUGUUGUUGAUGGCUUUGAUGCUAUUGAUGGGAUUAUCAGUUUUAUUGGCGCAGUUGGUGUUGUUGGUGUCGCAGAUAUAAUCAAGGAUGACUGCCUUGGAGUAAUUGGUUGA
Messenger RNA from Cryptomeria japonica (Japanese cedar), 459 nucleotides. RefSeq lists its product as uncharacterized. The transcript has a single exon. The record is from RefSeq and is a predicted model, not a curated record. NCBI's taxonomy places the organism in Eukaryota, Viridiplantae, Streptophyta, Pinopsida, Cupressales, Cupressaceae. The coding region runs from base 1 to 459 and encodes 152 amino acids.